AUGGCCGCCUUGGCCGAGCAGCCCUACAAUAGCCUGUUCACGCAACAGCAACGUGCAGACGAUUACACCAGCUAUCCUGAACCCCCGCAGAACGCCUUUGGAUCUGCUUCGCCAAUGGCCAUUGGUGUCACCUACCCGCCUAGCACAACAUCGAUGGGCUUUGAGCCGUCGCUCUUCGCCGAGACGCCGAACUACAUUCUCAACAGCCACACGUCUCCUGGUGUGUACCCAGAGGACGGUGAAAUGAGACUGUCGUCCUCUGGUCUGUCAUCUGGAUCUCUUCCCUCGGCGCCCUCCUCAGCAGCCGGUUCACCGCAGUCGAGCCACGGACACUUGGGUGCGACUGACUGGAUCGGUCACACGAUGAAUAUGCAACCCAGCAUUGUCGGAAGUGACUAUCUGACCGCUCCCGAGUAUUUCCACGGAUCCGGCGUGGAGGAUUUCGGCAGCUUUGACUUUGGCGGACAGGCAAAGUCUUUUGUUGAUCCUUCCCUCAUCCACCCGGAAAUAGCCCGUCCCCCGAUGCCCCUCUCGCCCUACGACGGCCACUUUCAACACGCGCAGCCACAUCAGUUUGUGCCUUCACCGUCACUGUCAUCAUCACCACAACCCAACCUGGUUCGACCUGACAGCACCUCACCGUUCCUCCACAGCGGCCCUUUUGGCCCCAGCUACACAAACAGCCCGUACGGUGCUCCCAUCGAUGCCAAUGGUCGCCGCGUGAGCAUGCACAACUUCAUUUCUCCCGUCGGCUCUGCAGACUUCAGCAGCGAUGAAACCAAGGAGAAACAGAGAUGCACCUAUCCCGAUUGCGGCAAGAUAUUCAAGGACUUGAAGGCGCACAUGCUCACUCACCAGAAUGAGCGACCCGAAAAGUGCCCAAUCCAGACCUGUGAAUAUCACAUCAAGGGCUUUGCCCGCAAAUACGACAAGAACCGCCACACCUUGACCCACUACAAGGGCACAAUGGUCUGCGGCUUCUGCCCUGGCUCCGGAUCUCCUGCCGAGAAGUCGUUCAAUCGGGCCGAUGUCUUCAAGAGACAUUUGACCGCGGUCCACGGUGUCGAACAGACGCCUCCAAACAGCCGCAAGAAGACGCCCGCCGGCGUCACCGCCGGAAAGAAACUCACUGGCUACGCGUCCGACGCCACUGGAAAGUGCAGCACGUGUUCGCAAACCUUCUCCAAUGCCCAGGAUUUCUACGAGCAUUUGGACGACUGUGUCCUCCGAAUUGUGCAGCAGGAAGAUCCCGCCGAGGUCAUCAAUGCACAGCGACUGGCCGAGGUUGAAAAUGACAAGACGGUCCACUUAACCUUGGAAAAGAACAACCUCCCAACGGUCACAUCCACCAUGCAGGCCUCCCAGAAUGAGGAUGAUGACGUCGAUCUGGACAUGGGUGAAGAAGAAGAGGCAGACGAUGCUUCCUCCAAAGCCAACUCGUCGCCCUCGAUCAAGAAGAAAGGCAACCCUGCCAGCGGUGUCCAAAAGUCGCGGGGUUUAACGCAUUCUCGAGGGGGUGUCCCGACGGCUACCAAGGCUCGUGGCCGCAAGAACCGCCGCGACUACCCAUCAUCAUGGGGCUUUGAUAAGGGCCAAAUGACGAUGCGAAAGCGCAUCAUGGCCGUCUUUGACGGCCCCCGCAGACUGGCCAAGGACGACAUGAUGCUCUCGACCGACCACGAGGUUCGCAUCAAACUAUCGGACGGCAAAUCAUACGUUACAGACCUCGAUGUCCAGACUCUCAAGCGCGCCGAGGGCUUCCUCGGUGCCACGGACGACGAGAAGGGACCUUGGAUUUCCGACGACCCCACCGAGGAACAACUAAAGGAAAUGCAAGAGAUGUUGAAGACGAGCAGUGCCCCCAUUUAA
This is a messenger RNA of Metarhizium album ARSEF 1941, 1869 nucleotides long. RefSeq names its product Zinc finger, C2H2-type/integrase, DNA-binding protein. The coding region runs from base 1 to 1869 and encodes 622 amino acids. Lineage: Eukaryota; Fungi; Ascomycota; Sordariomycetes; Hypocreales; Clavicipitaceae. Gene Ontology annotation, cellular component: nucleus. The record is from RefSeq and is a predicted model, not a curated record. Gene Ontology annotation, biological process: regulation of transcription by RNA polymerase II. The transcript has 2 exons.